AUUGAUGUAUUUAUUAAGUUGCUAUUAUUGGCAUUUUGUACUAUACGUAUACUUGUUUAUAUUUGGUGCAAUAAAAGAAAUUCAAUUGUAAAUAAAAAUAAAGGCAUUCAUUAUUCCUUUUCACUUACAUUUCGCCCUACGAACGCGAGUUACUUUCUCUGUUUUGCUAGUGAGCUGUCAUACUGACAGCCAGUUGUUAUAGUUGUUUGUUUGCUAAAAUUGUGUGUGCGUGUGAUUUGUUAAUGCCGUGAACAGAUAAGUUUCGAUUUUUAUAAACAAAAUAAACGUGCACAAAUAUAAUAAUUAUGUUAAUUAAAAGCUUGUGUAUUUAUUAAGUGCAAUAAUAUUGUUCAAUGCUGAUACGAUUGUAGGAUUAAUGGAAUGAGCUGUGGAAAAUAAUUUUGCAAUUUCACAUUUGUUAAAAUAUUAUUAUUGUAAUUAAAUAAUUCAUAGAUAUUAGCAAAUUAAACAUUUAAAUAUGUAUCGUAUCGGACCAAUUGGUAGAAAAUCUAACUUUCAUUCGCGUGAGAAAUGCCUUAUCGGACUUGUACUUAUAACGCUGUGUCUUCUAUGCUUUGGGGGUAUAUUUUUAUUACCCGAUAAUUUUGGUAGCGAUCGUGUGUUGCGCGUCUAUAAGCAAUUCCAAAAAGCUGGUCCAGAAAUAUUUAUACCAGCACCACCAUUGGCUGCGCACGCCCCAAAGGAAUUGGAUCCACAUUUUAUGGGUGACCGUAAAAAGUUGCAAGCAAAAAUCAAAGAAGAACUUGGUGAGCUCUUAGAUAAGCCACAACUUCAACAAGAUACGAUAGAUGCCAAUAAUAAUAAUGAUGGCGAUACGGAUUUUGAUGCUAAUGGUGAUUCACCACAAUUAGAUGACAAUCAGCAAGGUGCUGCUCCGCCGUUGAAGAAUAAUGCCGGUUAUAAUAACGAUGAUAUAUCCGGUCGAUUAGAGAAUAAUAUAUUACCAAUUGGUAAUGUUAACCUACAAAUGUCAUUUGGAGGACAUGCAGAUCCAGAUAAUCUCGUAGAAGAAAAAAGGCUAAAAGUAAAAGAGAUGAUGGUGCAUGCGUGGCAAAACUAUAAACUUUAUGCUUGGGGUAAAAAUGAACUAAAACCACUAAGUCAACGCCCUCAUUCCGGAAGUAUAUUCGGUGCAUAUGAUCUUGGCGCAACCAUUGUAGAUGGUCUAGACACACUAUAUUUAAUGGGUUUGGAUAAUGAAUAUAAAGAAGGACGUGAUUGGAUUGAAAGAAAAUUUUCACUUGAUAACAUUAGCGCUGAUCUGUCAGUAUUUGAGACUAACAUACGCUUUGUGGGUGGACUAUUAACGCUCUAUUCCUUUACCGGUGAUAAUUUGUAUAAAGAGAAAGCACAACAUAUUGCUGAUAAAUUACUGCCAGCUUUCCAAACGCCAACUGGUAUACCAUACGCUUUGGUAAAUACUAAAACAGGCAUGAGUAAAAAUUAUGGUUGGGCUUCCGGUGGCAGUUCUAUUUUAUCUGAAUUUGGUACUCUACAUUUAGAAUUCGCAUAUUUAAGCGAUAUUACUGGAAAUCCAUUAUAUCGUGAACGAGUACAAGCUAUACGACAAGUACUUAAAGAAAUUGAGAAACCUAAAGGUUUAUAUCCGAACUUUUUAAAUCCAAAAACGGGCAAAUGGGGCCAAUUGCAUAUGUCACUUGGAGCACUUGGAGACAGUUUUUAUGAAUAUCUUUUGAAAGCAUGGUUGCAAUCAGGCCAAACUGAUGAGGAAGCUCGUGAAAUGUUUGAUGAGGCAAUGAUAGCUAUUAUUGAGAAAAUGGUUCGAACAUCGCCGAAUGGAUUGACUUAUGUAUCAGAUCUAAAAUUCGAUCGUUUAGAACAUAAAAUGGAUCACUUGGCUUGUUUUUCAGGUGGUCUUUUCGCUCUUGGUGCCAACACGCGACAAAAUGAAAAUGCUGACAAAUUUAUGGAUAUCGGUAAGGGUAUCACAAAUACUUGCCAUGAAAGUUAUAUAAGAACUGCUACAAAACUAGGGCCUGAAGCCUUUCGAUUUAGUGAUUCAGCAGAAGCUCGUGCCUUGAAAUCACAAGAGAAAUACUAUAUAUUACGACCAGAAACGUUUGAAAGUUACUUUAUACUUUGGCGUCUAACACAUGAUCAAAAAUACCGUGAUUGGGGCUGGGAAGCUGUACAGGCAUUAGAGAAGCAAUGUCGCACGCCGCAUGGCUAUUGCGGUAUAAAAAAUGUUUAUCAGGAAGUACCGCAAAAAGAUGACGUACAACAAAGUUUCUUUUUAGCAGAAACAUUAAAAUAUUUAUAUUUGUUGUUCUCGGAUGACUCUUUAUUACCUUUGGAUGAAUGGGUUUUCAAUACAGAAGCACAUCCUUUGCCUAUAAGAGGUGCAAAUAUAUACUACCGCCAAGCUCCCACGACGACGGUAUCAUCAAAUACACCUUAAAGGAAUUUAAUAUUAUAUUUUUUGGUAAAAUGGCUGCUACCGGACAAACAACUCGCAUCUUCUGUGGACACUAACAAUUCCAAAUUAUAUUGCGCAUAGCUAACAGUUGUGCAAGUUUAUUAUUAUUUAUUAAUUUAAUUUAAUAGUGAAACUUUUACAAAAUAUCUU
This is a messenger RNA of Teleopsis dalmanni, 2608 nucleotides long. RefSeq names its product mannosyl-oligosaccharide alpha-1,2-mannosidase IA (gene alpha-Man-Ia). The coding region runs from base 479 to 2440 and encodes 653 amino acids. The record is from RefSeq and is a predicted model, not a curated record. The transcript is spliced from 6 exons. NCBI's taxonomy places the organism in Eukaryota, Metazoa, Arthropoda, Insecta, Diptera, Diopsidae. Gene Ontology annotation, cellular component: endoplasmic reticulum; Golgi membrane. Gene Ontology annotation, molecular function: calcium ion binding; mannosyl-oligosaccharide 1,2-alpha-mannosidase activity. Gene Ontology annotation, biological process: N-glycan processing; carbohydrate metabolic process.